Lachancea thermotolerans CBS 6340 is the source of this 708-nucleotide messenger RNA. RefSeq names its product riboflavin synthase (gene RIB5). Gene Ontology annotation, molecular function: riboflavin synthase activity. NCBI's taxonomy places the organism in Eukaryota, Fungi, Ascomycota, Saccharomycetes, Saccharomycetales, Saccharomycetaceae. Bases 1 to 708 code for a protein of 235 amino acids. The transcript has a single exon. Gene Ontology annotation, biological process: riboflavin biosynthetic process. The record is from RefSeq and is a predicted model, not a curated record.
AUGUUUACAGGUAUCGUUGAACUAAUCGGCACUGUUGCCGAGUACAAAGAGUAUGAUACAACCCAUAGUGGCGGCGGAGGUGUGUCUGUCACUGUAAAAGAUGCUUCCCCCAUUCUAGGAGACUGCCACAUAGGGGACUCGAUCGCAGUGAAUGGGAUUUGCUUAACAGUCACAGAGUACUCAUCCGACAGUUUCAAAGUUGGUAUCUCGCCAGAAACCCUGCGGAGAACCAACGUUGCAUCGUGGCAACCCGGCUCGAAAGUUAACUUGGAAAGAGCCGUUGGUCAGGACGUCAGGUUUGGUGGGCACUACGUCCAGGGACACAUCGAUGGGACUGCGAAAGUAGUUUCCCGCGUCGCAGAAGGCAACUCCAUUGUCUUUGGUUUCAAACUUCACGAGAAGGAGUUUGAGAAGUACAUAGUGGAAAAGGGAUUUAUUUGCAUCGACGGAACCUCGCUGACUAUCACAAAGGUGGAGCCCGAUGGAACCUUCUACAUCGCCAUGAUCAAACACACGCAAGAAAAGGUUGUUAUGCCGCUGAAAACUGUUGGAGACGAGGUCAACAUUGAAGUCGACUUAACUGGAAAAGUCAUCGAAAAACAAGUUGUCUUGCAACUCCAGGAGCAGAUCAGCAAUGAGCACUCGCCCUUAGCAAUCCUAGUGGACAAACUGGUCGAGGCCAAGGUUAAAAAGUUUUUAAGUAAGUAA